Siniperca chuatsi (mandarin fish) is the source of this 1899-nucleotide messenger RNA. RefSeq names its product G2/M phase-specific E3 ubiquitin-protein ligase-like. Gene Ontology annotation, cellular component: nucleus. Bases 1 to 1863 code for a protein of 620 amino acids. Gene Ontology annotation, molecular function: ubiquitin-protein transferase activity. Lineage: Eukaryota; Metazoa; Chordata; Actinopteri; Centrarchiformes; Sinipercidae. The record is from RefSeq and is a predicted model, not a curated record. The transcript has 12 exons.
AUGGAGUACAGAAGCUCGAAGUCAAAAGAAGGGCAGUCUUUUAACUUUGGGCCAAAAGGAAGAUUUAAGCCUAAAGAAAGAAAACACGUCCAGAUAAAUGUAGGAUUGAUGGUGCCGCAUGAAACUGAUGGAAUCGAUUUAAAACCUCAAAGAGGGAAAACACUCCCGUUAUUUGCAGACCCGGAGGUAGCAGCACCUGAUCUACUGAAACAAGCUGUACAGAAAAUGAGAACAUUUAACAAGGACAUGCACGAAGGACCUUACGUCCUUUUGUAUCCAGACUGCUCAGAGGUGGUCCAUGUGCCUGGGUCAGAAAGGCCAUUCAAAUUGGCAGAAUAUAAAAAGGAAAUAGGAAAGACAUAUUCCAGGAUCACUUUUUUCAUUUGCCUAGAAAAACACUAUAAAAGAGUGGAUGAUACCUCAGACUCUGAUUCUGAUUCUGAAAUUGUCAUCACAACAAGGAGCACAGCUGAAUUCAAUCGAGCUGACACUUUGGUUUUUGAACCACAAAAUCGAAGUACUCCCAAACUCAAACUGGAAGAUGAAAGAGAUGCACCAGGACAUUCAUCAACAAUUCAGCCAGGACAGAUAGUAAUAUCUGAUGCUGAGGAUCUGGAUCCACCUGAAAAAAAUCCAGAAAAAACUUCUUGCUACAGUAAAUACACAGACCUGUAUUCACCAAAUGUUGAGCAAGAGGAUGAAGAGCCAGUUGCUGUCAAUGUGAAGAAUUUCCAACACACAGCAAUGGAGGAGACGGACAUUACAUUACCUGACAUCAUAGCAAACCUGUCGCUUCCUAUUGAUCAUAAAAGAGUCAGCCGGUUCAACAUCUCAAGGGCUAAUGUUUGGGAUGGGGCAGUCAGAGGUUUCAAGCGUACAACAUAUUCUGAAACCUGUGACAUGCUGGUAAGAUUUACUGAUGAUACUGGUGUUCUGGAAGAGGGAAUUGACACUGGUGGUCCAAGACGAGAGUUUUUAACUCUACUAAUGAAACACCUAAAAGACCGGCCCAUUUUUGAUGGACCAGAAGGGCAUCGAUUCUUGGUCUACAAUGCAAAUGCUGUUAGGGAGGAUGAAUACUACCUGGCAGGAAAGAUGAUUGCUGUGUCAGUUGUGCAUGGAGGUCCAGGACCCCAUUUCCUGUCGAAAGAUCUUGUACAUUAUCUUGCAGGCCAGCCUUCAUUCAAAGCACCAAUUAAUUUAAUAACUGAUGAAGAAAUAGGGAAAGCUUUGCAAGAGAUUGAGAAUGCUGCUUUAUUGGAUGCUCUGCACGAAUGUAUGAUGAGACACAGCACAAUGUUACAGAAAGCAGGGUGUCUGAGACAUGUGGCUACUGUGGAAGAAAAGAGAGAGAUUGUUUCAGACUACCUCCAAUGGUAUGUUAUUGAACGGAACUCAUCUGUAAUUGACAGAUUCAGGGAGGGUCUUUCAACCCUGGAGUUUUUGACUGCACUACAGCAACACCCUACUUUGCUGGCCCCUGCCCUGAGCCCCUCUGAAAAGCAACUCACUGCUUUUGACCUUGAGAUACUCUUCAAACCUGGCCUUAGUCCUUCGGGGAGUAAUCGAAGACUUAAAGAAAGUCAAACCAUGGGCUACUGGGCCGACUAUCUCCUUGAUUGUGAAGAAGGCCAGGCUGCUGUGUCUGUGGAAGAUGUUUUGAUGUUUGCUACUGGGCUGUCUUCACUUCCCCCAUCUGGCUUGGAACCACUGCCACAAAUAGAGUUCCUGGAUGACUCUGCGUUCCCAAUGGCAAAUACAUGUACAAACUCCUUGAAAUUACCACUCCUAGACUCAUACACUUUGUUUAAGUCACAAAUGGACUUUGGAAUUCAAAAUAGUCCGGGAUUUGGCUGUUUUUAAGCUAAAUGAUGGAUAAACCCUAGAGUUAAGACUCUG